This is a messenger RNA of Lymnaea stagnalis (great pond snail), 1815 nucleotides long. Lineage: Eukaryota; Metazoa; Mollusca; Gastropoda; Lymnaeidae. The record is from the annotation of a GenBank genome assembly.
CGUGACGAUGGGGUUGUGGGAGAAGAUUCCUUGAUGGAAUCUCUGGCGUGUGUCUUCCCUUACGUCAACCCAUUCGACCCUGAGAUAAUGGCCAUGUCCGGCCUCGCCUUACAAACACUUGAGUGCACGGGUAAAUUACCCGACCUGCUCUACAUAGAUGGAAACAAACUGGUAAUAAACAGAACAAAAGUACGCAAUACGCUUGGAGACACCCCCAUCGUCUGUCAAUAUCAGGAUAUAAUACCAGGUCUCAAUGACCUAGGACCCUUAAAUCCACCUUUUAACGAGUCGCAAGUCCUGAAAGAGAGCUCUGAGUUCAUCAAGGUGGUUUGCCAGGACGGUGGUCAGAAAGCUGUGUCAAGGAUGUACUUUGCACUCACCCCCAAGCAGGACAAACUUGGCCAGGUCGAGGCCCUGCUGUUGAAAAAACGACAGAUGGAGUCGGCUCCCAGGGAGACGUUGAACAUCAUCAUGAUCGGCGUCGACGGGGUGUCACGGUACCACUUCAUGAGGUCCAUGCCGAAAACGUAUCCCUUGCUGAUGAACGACUUCCACUCCUUCGACAUGUCCAUGUACACGCAGGUCGGGAAAAACACAUUCCCCAACUUUAUCCCGCUGCUGACGGGACGGUCCGAGGACGAGAUCAACACGUGGUGGGAUUUCUCAAAGUACACGGACGGCUUCGAUCUCGUGUGGCGGGACUACGCGAGGGCCGGGUACAGGACUCUGUACACAGAAGACUCGCCCUCCAUCGGGGCGUUCAGCUACGAAAAGAAAGGAUUCCGCGUCAACCCAACGACACAUUUUAGUCGGUCACUGUGUGUUGUUAUGGAGCACGACAAGGAGAUUUGGAACACGGGGAAUCAGUGCGUCGGGGAACAACCGGAAGUGAACUUUCAUUUCGAUUACAUCAAGCGACUGUUCGAUACUUUCCAUGACAAACCGUUGUACGCCAUGGCGUUCCUGACGCAAGUUUCACACGACGUCAUGACUAACCUUAAAAUCGCAGACGAGCACGUGUUUAAUUUUUACCGGCUGCUUCAAACGUCCGGGUAUUUGAAUAACACCGUGCUCAUCACAUUCUCCGACCACGGGCCGAGAUGGGGUCCAGUAAGGUCGUCUUUUAACGGCGUGUAUGAAGGUCGCACACCAUUCGCCAUCUUCACGUUCCCAAAAUGGUUUCUCGAAAAAUACCCGGAUAUUUCUAGGAACCUAAAUACGAACACAGGUCGCCUCACGACGCACUACGACACACACGCGACGCUGACGGAUUUGUUGUACUUCCGGGGUAAUGGGGAAAGCCCUGUUAGAAAAAGUAAACACGGGAUAAGUUUAUUGCGAAGAAUACCUAAAAAUAGAACGUGCAAGGAUAUCCCCAUACCAGAGGAGUACUGCCUCUGUGGGCAGAGCACGGCGGAACGCCUGGACACCUCCACAGAACCAGCAACAAUGCUGGCGCAGGCGACACUGGCCGCCAUCAAUUUGAAGGUCAACACGACCGUGUGUGCAGUUCUGGGAAUGGGAGAAGUUCUUCAGGUGGUUAAGGUUGACCUACCAAAGAAUGUCUCGAAGAUGAAGAAAGACGCUCACCUGUACCAGGUCCGGCUACACACGACCCCAGGAGGCGCUGUUUUUGAGGCUACGGUGUUCGUACGAGACGUUAGCCCCCAGACCUUAUUUUGGGGCACCAAGAAAAAUUUCAACAUUGAGGUCGCAGAGCGGAUAGACAGACUUAAUCUGUACCGCGGUCAGGCAGACUGCGUGAGUGACGCACGGCAAAAGGAGUUUUGUUAUUGUAAAAACAUCACUCAAUGA